AAAAUAUUUCCAUUAGAAGAGCUUCAAACUCAAAGCUCAGCCACCAUUCACCACCUCAAGCGCCGCCGCAAAUCCCUCCAUUAAAAACCCAGAAAGCAUUCAACCAUACAUACAUGGCUGGCAUUAAUAUAAUGUAGAGCAGCAGCAUGGACUUCAAAAAAGACUGUCAUCUUGUUUCAAAUCAGCACCGCGCCACCACUAGCAUCACCACCAGCACCAAUCACCACCAGCUUUGAUGCCAUUAAUAUAUUCUGGUAACUUCCUAUCACAGCAAAUUGUAAGGAUUUUAAUGAGACUUAAUUGGAGAUUUCUUGAGUGUAAAUCACAUGCAAGGUUCCAAUUCAACUCUUUAGUGUAAAACUGAAGCAUCCUCUCACAUGCAUUUUGUCUCCUAAAUUUCUCACUCUAUCUCCAUUGUCAAACCUCACUUCCAUUUUAUCAUCAAGCUUGUUUCUUUUUUGUCUACCAAAUCAGCACCCAAUACACCCAGAUGGCAAAACUUAAAAACCAGUCAUUUGUCUUGUUCUCUUUGAUUUUGAUUUUGUCAACAAUGGAAAGAACCUUAAUUUCUGUAACCUCUCUCUCUCCUGAUGGGCAAGCACUUCUCUCUCUACUAUCAGCAGCUGACCCAUCAUCAUCUUCACUACUGUCUUCGUGGAACCCAUCAUCCCAAACUCCAUGUUCAUGGCAAGGCAUUACUUGUUCUCCACAAAGCAGAGUUAUUUCCCUCUCUUUGCCUAAUACAUUUCUCAAUCUAUCCUCUUUACCAUCACAGAUUUCUUCUCUUACUUCUUUACAGCUUCUCAAUCUCUCAUCAACUAAUAUUUCUGGUUCAAUCCCUUCUUCUUUUGGCCUACUUACUCAUCUCAGGCUUUUGGACCUUUCCUCCAACUCUCUUUCUGGUUCUAUACCUCAAGAGCUCGGUCUUCUUUCUUCACUUCAGUUUCUUUACUUGAACUCUAAUAAAUUAUCUGGUCAAAUACCUUCUCAGCUUGCAAACCUUAGUUCUUUACAAGUUUUUUGUCUGCAAGACAAUCUUAUCAAUGGCUCAAUACCAUCUCAGUUAGGUUCUUUAAUCUCCCUUCAACAAUUUAGAAUUGGUGGCAAUCCUUAUCUAACAGGAGAGAUACCUCCUGAAUUAGGGCUGUUAACUAAUCUGACAACUUUUGGUGCUGCUGCAACUGGGCUUUCAGGUGUUUUACCACCUACAUUUGGGAACUUAAUCAAUCUUCAGACUUUAGCUUUAUAUGAUACAGAGGUAUUUGGUUCUAUACCGCCUGAGCUCGGUUCGUGCUCUGAAUUAAGUAAUUUGUAUUUGCAUAUGAAUAAGCUUUCGGGCACGAUACCUCCUCAGUUGGGUAAGUUGCAGAAACUUACUAGCUUGCUUAUAUGGGGCAAUGCACUCUCUGGAACUAUCCCAGCUGAGCUUUCAAAUUGUUCAUCGCUUGUUGUUCUUGAUGCUUCUGCUAAUGAUCUUUCUGGUGAAAUUCCUGGUGAUUUAGGGAAGUUAGUGGUUCUUGAGCAGCUUCAUUUGUCUGAUAAUUCAUUAACUGGUUUGAUUCCUGAGCAGUUGAGUAAUUGUACAAGUCUAACUGCUCUGCAGCUUGAUAAGAACCAAUUAUCUGGUGCAAUUCCAUGGCAGAUUGGGAGCUUGAAGGUUCUGCAAAGUUUUUUCUUGUGGGGUAAUUCGGUGUCCGGUACUAUACCAGCGUCUUUCGGUAACUGUACGGAGCUUUAUUCACUUGAUCUUUCUAGAAACAAGCUGACAGGGUCAAUCCCGGAUGAGAUUUUUGGUUUGAAGAAACUAAGCAAGCUUCUGCUUCUAGGUAAUUCAUUAUCAGGAGAGUUACCUCGAAGUGUUGCAAACUGUCAAUCUUUGGUGAGACUGAGGCUCGGAGAAAACCAACUUUCGGGUCAGAUUCCAAAGGAGAUAGGGCAGUUGCAGAAUUUGGUGUUUCUUGAUUUAUACAUGAAUCAUUUCUCUGGUGCACUUCCUACUGAGAUUGCCAACGUUACGGUUCUUGAAUUGCUUGAUGUUCAUAACAACCACUUUACUGGUGAAAUACCAUCUCAACUAGGGGAGCUGGUGAAUCUUGAGCAGCUUGAUCUUAGCAGAAAUAGUUUCACAGGCGAAAUUCCGUGGAGUUUCGGAAACUUCAGUUACUUGAAUAAGCUGAUUCUUAACAACAAUCUGUUAUCAGGGUCAAUCCCAAAAGCCAUUCAGAACUUGCAGAAGCUAACACUUCUUGAUUUGAGUUACAACAGUCUUUCUGGUCCGAUCCCACCUGAAAUCGGUUAUGUGACUAGCUUAACCAUCAGUUUAGACUUGAGCUCGAAUUCAUUUACCGGAGAGCUCCCUUCGACAAUGUCCAGUUUGUCUCAAUUACAAUCACUUGAUGUUUCCCAUAAUUUGCUUCAUGGAAACAUUAAGGUUCUCGGUUCGCUUACUAGCCUCACUUCCCUUAAUGUUUCCUGCAACAACUUUACAGGGCCGAUUCCGGUAACACCAUUCUUCAGAACUCUCUCUUCUAAUUCAUACCUUCAAAAUCCAAGUCUUUGUGAAUCUACAGAUGGUUCUAGUUGUUCAUCGAAACUUAUCCGAAGAAAUGGAUUGAAAUCUGCAAAAACUGCAGCAUUGAUUUCAGUGAUUCUUGCUUCAGUAACCAUAUUAGUUAUUGCUUCAUGGAUUUUAGUCGCUAGGAACCAUAGGUAUAUGAUUGACAAGUCUUCAGGAGCUUCAGAAUUAUCGCCGGGGGCUGAAGAUUUUUCUUAUCCAUGGACUUUUAUCCCAUUUCAGAAACUCCACUUCACCAUCGAUAACAUCUUGGAUUGUCUGAGAGAUGAAAAUGUGAUAGGAAAAGGUUGUUCUGGCAUCGUCUACAAGGCCGAAACGCCUAACGGGGACUUAAUCGCAGUUAAAAAGCUUUGGAAAACAAAACAAGAAGAUCCAAUAGAUUCUUUUGCAGCAGAAAUUCAAAUUCUUGGACACAUUCGACACCGGAAUAUCUUAAAGCUCUUAGGUUAUUGCUCCAACAAGAGUGUCAAGCUCCUUCUCUACAACUACAUCCCAAAUGGUAAUCUGCAACAACUUUUGCAAGGGAAUCGAAACUUAGAUUGGGAAAAAAGGUAUAAAAUUGCAGUAGGAUCAGCUCAAGGUCUGGCAUAUCUGCAUCAUGAUUGUGUGCCAGCAAUUCUUCACAGAGAUGUUAAAUGCAACAAUAUCCUGUUAGAUUCCAAGUUCGAGGCUUAUUUAGCAGAUUUUGGCCUUGCUAAGUUAAUGAACUCUCCGAAUUAUCAUCAAGCUAUAUCCCGGGUAGCUGGAUCUUAUGGAUAUAUCGCCCCAGAGUAUGGAUACACAAUGAACAUAACAGAAAAGAGUGAUGUUUAUAGCUACGGAGUGGUGUUGCUAGAGAUACUAAGCGGCCGCAGUGCCGUUGAACCUCAAGUUGGAGAUGGACUACACAUAGUUGAAUGGGUGAAGAAAAAGAUGGGAAGUUUCGAACCUGCCAUUUCGAUACUAGAUGCUAAGCUGCAAGGUUUACCGGAUCAAAUGGUGCAAGAAAUGCUUCAAACACUAGGAAUUGCUAUGUUUUGUGUGAACUAUUCGCCGGCCGAGCGGCCGACCAUGAAGGAAGUGGUGGCAUUGUUGAUGGAAGUGAAGAGUCCACCUGAGGAAUGGGGAAAAACAUCUCAACCUCUAAUAAAACAGUCAGCAAAUCAAAGUUAAUAAGUUUUUUUUUUUUGUUAUGUGAUUUAUUUCAUUCCAAGAACAUCAAUGAUUGAUAAUGAGAAGCUUUAGGUCUCAUUGACAUUGGAUUAGGGAUCUUGGGUUUUCUUGUACAGCUUUUAGAAACGUCAGUGUGGUUGAAUUGCUUCA
Molecule: messenger RNA, 3877 nt
Organism: Mercurialis annua (annual mercury)
Lineage: Eukaryota; Viridiplantae; Streptophyta; Magnoliopsida; Malpighiales; Euphorbiaceae
Product: LRR receptor-like serine/threonine-protein kinase RGI5
Exons: 2
Coding region: 491-3727 (1078 amino acids)
Biological process (GO): protein phosphorylation
Molecular function (GO): protein binding; protein kinase activity; ATP binding
Source: RefSeq, a predicted model, not a curated record